Messenger RNA from Coniophora puteana RWD-64-598 SS2, 649 nucleotides. Its product is annotated as Sm-like ribonucleoprotein. Gene Ontology annotation, biological process: mRNA splicing, via spliceosome. The coding region runs from base 5 to 292 and encodes 95 amino acids. The transcript has 4 exons. Gene Ontology annotation, cellular component: U6 snRNP; U4/U6 x U5 tri-snRNP complex. Gene Ontology annotation, molecular function: RNA binding. NCBI's taxonomy places the organism in Eukaryota, Fungi, Basidiomycota, Agaricomycetes, Boletales, Coniophoraceae. The record is from RefSeq and is a predicted model, not a curated record.
CGAGAUGUCCAGCUUGCAGGGAUAUGUCGAUCACCGCGUACUCCUCGUCCUCCAAGAUGGCCGCUCCAUUGUAGGAGUCCUGGCUGGUUUUGAUCAAAAAGCGAAUGUAGUCCUUUCUGACUCGAAAGAACGCGUGUACAGUCUUGAGGAGGGCGUAGAAGAGAUACCAUUGGGCCUCUACCUGGUGAAAGGUGACAUGAUCGUCCUUAUUGGCGAGAUCGAUGAUGCAGUAGACUCAUCUGUCGACCUCUCGACUAUCCGUGCCGAGCCCAUUCCACCAAUCCGGUACUGAUGCUCGUGCUGGUCACCCAUGCAGUACCCACGAGACAAACAUGGGAAUCUAGUUUGCGAUUACACCCCCAGCAUGCCCAUUUCCACCCACCCGAGUCGCCCUAUGACUUCAAACCCAAAAGACAUACGCGGGAUAGCUUUCGCCUAGCCAGUUUACGUGUCAACUUAUCUGCGCUCGAGCCGAUUUUGACUCAGUAGGUUGGAAAGGAGUUUAAUUCGGUUCAAUGAGGUUGGCGGAAGAAUGACAGUAAUGGUGAAAGAGACGCGUGGAACGUCGAUUCUUGAAGACCACUCCGGAAUGACCUAUGCAGACACGGUAUACCGCCAACGUAGGGGGACUCCAUUGGACUCGCAAUCA